AUGCCGUUGAAGGCAAUUCUUGGGGAAGUGAAACACAAGUGGGGUGUUGAUGUUAAUAAUUGCCAAUUGUAUAGGGCUAGAAGAAUUGCAAAGAAAAUGUUUCAGGGCAAAGUAAAGCUGCAAUACAAUAAGCUUUGGGAUUAUUGUGAAACCAUUAGACAAGCGAAUCGGGGUAGUUGUGUGAUGAUGAAGGUUGAUAGACCUUUACCUGACCAUCCAGCAUGUUUCCAAAGGUUGUAUUUCUCAUUGGCUGCCAUGAAGAAAGGUUUUCGAGCUGGUUGUAGGCCUAUCAUUGAGUUGAAUAGAUGCUUUUUGAAGGGGACUUAUAAGGGACAACUUUUGUCGGCCAUUUCGACAGAUGACAAUAAUAACAUGUACCCAGUAGCUCUUGUAGUUGUUGAGGCAAAAACCAAAGACAGUUGGAUAUGGUUUCUUGAGACUUUGGUCUCAGAUCUUGGCACCCCCCCUGCACAAGGAUGGACAUUUAUUUCUGAUCGUCAAAAGGGGCUACAACCAGCGUUUGACGUGGUGCUUCCUAGGGGUGACCAUCGGUUUUGUGUGAGGCAUUUGUAUGCGAACUACAGAGACGCAGGGCAUCGUGGUCUUGCAUUGAAGGACAAGUUAUGGGCUGCGGCUGCAGCAUACACUGAAGCUGAAUUCCAUAAGGAAAUUGAUGAAUUGAAGCAUAUAAGCGAGGAUGCAUACAACUACUUGUCAAAUGUUGACCCAAGCUUAUGGUCCAGGGCUUGGUUCAAUAUAUUCCCGAGGUGUGAUCUACUUGUCAACAACCUUUGUGAGUGCUUCAAUGCUUACAUCCUGAAUGCGCGUGACCUGCCGAUCAUAUCCAUGCUGGAAUUCAUAAGGAAGAAGUUGAUGAAGAGAGAUCAAGUGAAGAAGGAUGGCAUCCGCACCAUGACUGGUAGGCUAUGUCCAAGGGUUGUUGCCAAAUUGGACGAAAUUGGACAGUGGGACAUGACAGGAAUCCCCUGUGCAUAUGCAAUGUCUGCAAUUUGGUUUUUUAAUGCAAACCCCAAGGAUUACGUAGAUGAUUGGUAUACUAUUGAGAUGUAUAAAAAGGCCUAUGAUGACAUUGUGUAUCCAAUGCCUGGAGAGGACCAAUGGGUGAAGACUAACUACGACCAAGUGGACCCCCUAGAAGUAGAAUACAAUCAGGGAGGCCCAGAAAAGUAA
Molecule: messenger RNA, 1191 nt
Organism: Corylus avellana
Lineage: Eukaryota; Viridiplantae; Streptophyta; Magnoliopsida; Fagales; Betulaceae
Source: RefSeq, a predicted model, not a curated record